GCUGCUGCCCCUCGGGAUGACGAUCGGUCGCGGUCCAGCCGUGCCGUCAGCGAUGACGAAGAUGACAUGGAUGGUGCAGACUGGGACGUUCAUAUCAAAUGGCCCCAUUCACGGAGAAUUGCAGGCUCUCCAGACUGAGAUCACCGAGCUUGCUUCAGCAUCGGCAAGAGACGCAGCAGGCAAGGCAGUCGAUCCAGUCAUGGCGGCCAUCAAGUCGCUGGAAAAUGCAGUCAAGUCGGUCCCUGUCACGUGCACGGCGCAG
This is a messenger RNA of Prorocentrum cordatum, 262 nucleotides long. Lineage: Eukaryota; Dinophyceae; Prorocentrales; Prorocentraceae. The record is from the annotation of a GenBank genome assembly.